Molecule: messenger RNA, 999 nt
Organism: Limulus polyphemus (Atlantic horseshoe crab)
Lineage: Eukaryota; Metazoa; Arthropoda; Merostomata; Xiphosura; Limulidae
Product: E3 ubiquitin-protein ligase RNF185-like
Exons: 4
Biological process (GO): ubiquitin-dependent protein catabolic process
Cellular component (GO): endoplasmic reticulum
Molecular function (GO): ubiquitin-like protein conjugating enzyme binding; ubiquitin protein ligase activity
Source: RefSeq, a predicted model, not a curated record
UGUAGUUGGCCAUGUCUACAUCAAUGGCUAGAGACCAGACCAAAUAGACAGGUGUGUCCAGUUUGUAAAGCUGGUAUAAGCAGAGAUAAAGUUAUUCCAUUGUAUGGAAGGGGAAGUUCCAAAGAGGAUCCUAGAGAAAAGUUACCACCUCGUCCACCUGGACAAAGAUCAGAACCAGAGAGUAAUCCAGGGUCCUUCCCAGGUUUCGGAUUUGGAGAUGGAGGGUUUCACAUGUCUUUUGGCAUUGGUGCCUUUCCAUUUGGAUUCUUUGCUUCAACUUUUAACUUUGGUGAUGGUCGUCCAGCACCAUCUCCUCACUCACCAGAGUUUCAAGAGGACCAGUUUUUGUCCAAAGUUUUCCUCUGGGUAGCUAUUCUGUUUAUUGUUUGGUUGCUAAUUGCAUAAUGUCUGCACUGAAAAAGAUUUAAUCCCUAGGAAUAUGUAAAUGAAUAUGUUGAAAUUAGAAGGUUUUUACUUAUUAUGUAUAUUCAGGUCUCUCCCUUGUGUUAUAAGUGAAAUCAUUGUGUACAAAACAGAAGGUUAAUUUCCUACAAGAGAAUGCUUUUAUAAUUAUAUUCUGUGUUUGUACAAUAACAUAAAAUAAAGUCAUUAAUGGAAACAUGAGGUGCUUUAUUAUAUAUUGACUAAAUAGCCAGAUCUUUCUCUAAAGGACUGUUUAUCAUGGUUUUUAUAGCUGAAGCAUAUAUAGACCAAUCUUUCUGUAUAGAUUGAAGCAAUCCUAGAUUGUUACUUUACACUGUGAUAUUCACCUGUUUCUGCCCAACAAAGUAUAUACCACUUGGUGCAAAAAUAAAGAAGAAAUGCUUUUCUUAACAACAUAAGAAAUUUUUGAUUGGUCAUUCAACAUUAUAUGUAAUUAAAUCACAAAUGUUAAGAUCCUUUAAUACUGUACUCAGGUGGCAACUCUGUACUUCCCAUUUAACAUGUAAAGAGAAUCCUCCUUACAUGUUACAAAUACAUCAUAUAUUUCAUUUCAUA